GUCUUGGGUCGUUAAUCCAGGGUAGGGUAAUACCCUUAUCAACUGGCGUGGACGAUAGGUGGUGCGAUCACUCUGAAGCGAUCAGGAUAUAUUUCGUCGUGGCUUCAAAUGUCAAAGUGCCAUGGAUCCAAAGGACGAAAAAACAUUGAAUGCUGAAGCAGCUAUCACUGCCCAGGAGUUUGUCAAGAGGUACUAUGAGGUUCUUGACAAUAGAAGACAUACACUGGCCAAGCUGUACCUGGACACAGGCAUGCUUGUGUGGAAUGGCAACAGCGUGGCAGGCAGUGAAGCCAUCCAGACGUUCCUGGAAAAAUUGCCCACUUCUGAGCACAACAUCAGUUGCAUGGAUGCACAUCCCAUUUCAGAUGUGGCAGUGGGGGCGCAGACGACGAUCCUGAUGACGGUGGCCGGCCAGGUACGCCUGAGGAACUCGACGCGUCUCUUUCAGCAGCACUUCAUGCUGACCGCCCAGGACCGCAAGUGGAAGGUGGUCACCGACUGUUUCCGGUUUCAGGAGAUUGUGAAUUGAGUGCUUGCUAACGCCAGUGUCGUGACAGGCGGGACUAAGGGGCACACUGAUCUGCCCCGGAAUGUGGAGUAACAGUCACCACUCAUCGACAGAUGAACCCAGCCAUGUGGUUGCCCAUUGAGCCAGUGGUCUGGCGCCAGCCGUGACGUAGGCCGUGACGUAGUCCGACUGCAUUGCGUCUGUUGUGCUGCCCUGGCCGUGAUCGUGCGAUGCGCCGCUCUUCGCCGGGCGUCAUGCUAUUCGCUUGUGUGUGGCGCCAUCUGGGCCGCCUGUGGCGUCAUCUGGUCAGCCAUUGGCGCCAAGUGGGCAGAGUUAUGCCACAUCGAUGGAUGGUGCGGUGGCGUGCCAUUCGCGUUUGUGCGCGUCAAUGUCAACGUCCGCUCAGAGCCCGUAGCUCUGUAAUGAGAGUCAUGUGGUUAGAUGUCGAGUGGCCCUUACCUUGUCGAGGUGGAAUUCCAUGCCCCAGGUUUUGUUCAUUUUGUAAUAAAAUAAUUUGUUCAGAG
This is a messenger RNA of Pollicipes pollicipes, 1032 nucleotides long. RefSeq names its product NTF2-related export protein 1 (gene Nxt1). NCBI's taxonomy places the organism in Eukaryota, Metazoa, Arthropoda, Thecostraca, Pollicipedomorpha, Pollicipedidae. The record is from RefSeq and is a predicted model, not a curated record. The coding region runs from base 122 to 529 and encodes 135 amino acids. Gene Ontology annotation, biological process: nucleocytoplasmic transport. The transcript has 4 exons.